GUUGCUCUUCUCUGGCCGCAGCAGCUUCAGGAAAAAUCACCAUCGCGGCUCAGCGCAGCCGGCGGAGCAGCCAGGGAUGCUGACAGCUCCGGGGAGCCGCUGGCGGCAGCGGCAAGACCGUUAGGACAUAAAUAACUGAAAAUGGGGGAAUUGCGAAGGAUUUGCAUGGAAGCGCAAGAGAUAAGGCUGGAAGGGAGCGCAGAGCUUCGGGACAGCUUUAGUGCUCUCUCCCUUCUCCGAGCUCCUGUCUGCUGCUGAAGCUGCAACACCCUAGAAAAUGAAUUUAUUCCUAUUUCUAAACAGCCAGCAGGUGCAGUGAGGGCUGUAAAAUGACUCCAGUGGCAAAAAUAAUACAGAUACAUCUCAGGAACAGGCUAAAAAUAGCUGUCCCUGAAGUCAAUAUCCUCUGACGGCCCCGUCCCGGACCUGCAGACAACAUUCCUGAUAGUGGUGAUGCAAUUGGGACCAUCGUUCGGGGCAGAAAAUGUCGUCAUCUGGGGUGUUAGAGAACAAGAAUAAUAUUUAUUGCUUUUAAUUCACUUGAUGGAUAGAUAAUUUGGGAGGUGCCGCAGUCCCUCUGCGCCAGCCGUGCUGAUGUGUCCUGCAAUGCUCACUCUGGGCAUCACGUCCUCUCCUGCUUCCCACCCCCGGCACAGCCAUUCCAUUGUAAAUGUUUUUCAGUUAAAAACGUGAAGAAGUUAUAUUUAUUUCUGUGGUUUUGGCGUUUCUCAUGAAUUCCCCAGUCUUGGGCACAGACUUCUGAAAUUUCUUUCUCCACUUUUUUUAGCUUAUAGUUUUUAAAUCAAUAGCAGAAAAUGAGCACCGCUCUGGCCCUUUUGCUGAUAAUCUUCAAAGAAAAAUGGUCCAGGUUUCCCGGUGUGGAUUCUCUGGUGUCUAGUUGUGGUUGUGCAUCCCCCUGCAGCCCACGAAGCUGGAGGGGUACACCUCCGUGACAUGGGAUGACGGCACGUGGCAUCAUCUCCAUCCCUGGGACUCAUCCCGGCCGUGUGCCCGGUGCCUGUGUGGUUUGCUUCCUGACGUGCCAGGACAAGCUCCCCCUCACCAGCAUCAUUUGAGAUCGCUGGUGGAGAAAAACAAAAAGCAAAGUGAAAACAUGAAUUAACCAUGCAAAGACAAACCCCCCCGAAUAUCGUGCAUGUGUUUCAACCUGGAAAUCUAAUAUCUGUGGGACGCAGGGAAUUCAGAUGGAAAUAAGGCAGACGGAGGUAUUUUCCUGAGAAGGCUGCUAGCCGGCACCAUGGCUCGUUUCGGAGGUUGGGUAACGAUGCGAUGCGUUUUUGAGCACUUGGGCUGACACAUCAAUGGGAAAAUUCAACCUGCAAAGCUCAGAGGGAGAGGAGACAAGCAGAGAGAUGCUUUUGGCCAUCCUGGAAGAGUCUUGUGGGCUUUUCCUUGAAUUAACAGGAAAACAGAAGACAGAUCUUGGUUUUUUUCUGUGUGUGAGUGCCUGACAGUGCCCAGAUCCAGGGAAUUUUAUCAAUCUGCUUCAGUAAAAAAGCAAAUAAGAGAGGGAGGGGCUUGUAGUUACUGCAGAUCUCCUUGCUUGGAAGCAAGAGGUUUAUCACGGUCACAGCUCUCCCCAUCCAUCCAUGCUUUACACCAUUUCCAAUUCACUGCCGAGUUAUAAAAGAAAGCCUAAAUCUUGGCCAUGCACCUCCAGGGCUGUAGUGGCGCUGGAAACCUGAAUCCCCAAAGAUUUCCUCCCCUUUUCCCCUUUGGCAUGUGUUUUGUCUCAUCAAACAAACUGAAAUCGGUGCAGCGAUGGCAUGAGAUACCAGGGUUGUGAUCCUGGAGAGCAGAGACACGGGGGUCUUGCCAUCGAAGGACUUGGGCAUUUUUUGGAAAAGGAGAUUAUUUUACAGUCAAAUCAACCAGAAAAAAAAGUCCUUUGGUGGGAUUAGGAUGAUGAGAUCAGGUUUUAAAGCUGAAAGGCAUAAGCAGGACUCGCAGGUCCCUGUUUUUCCUGGACAUUUUUGAUGCUUCUGGCUGGAUUUCCCAGUAUGCUGCCUUUGCAGAUGUGGCUGUGGGUUGUCUUGGCACUGGAAAGACUUUUUGUUCCAUUUAUGGCACAGCUUCAGGUCUGGUGACGUGUGAGGGAGUUGUAAAAUGGCCCGUGGCAUUUCCUUGAAACGCUCCCAGAGAUUUCACCGCCACCGCCUUGAGAGGAGGCUGAGGACUGACAUGCUCAGCACACGUGUAGCCACUGCAUUGCUCCUGCUCUCCGGGCACAGCGGCUGCAGCUCUUUGGGGUGUCCCAGCGCCGGGGGACACAGCACAGACCCAGCCAAGCACCGAAAUGGAGCAGAGCCCCCCCCGAUGUUCUGGGGAUACAUAACAAAUUGGGGCAGGAGAUUUUUAUCUCCGGGUGUUUUGGGUGCAUGUUGUGUUCCUGUCCCCACUGCCAUCGCACUCCUGUCCCCAAUGGCCUCCUGACCCCAUCACCGACGCAUUCCCAUCCCUGUUGUGCUCCUGUCCUCACUGCCAUUGCGCUCCCAUCACCGUCCUGCUCCCGAUCCCAGCCCAACCGUACAUCCCUCUGUACCAAAUGUGCAUCAUCCCGGCUGGGCACCGCUCCAUCCAUGCAUCGCUCCAUCCCGGCCAUGCAUUGCUCCAUCCCGGCCAUGCACCACAUCCUCGCCACGCAUCGCUCCAUCCCAGCCGUGAACCGCUCCGGCCUGGCUGUAUACUGCUUUAUCUGCACUGCGCAUCUCUCCAUCCCGGCCCUGGAGCACCACCUCUCCACGGCGGCUCACGUCAGGGGACAGGAGCUGGCAGCGGCCGGGUCACGGCGCCAGCGCGAUGCAGCCGCCCCAAGGACGUGGCCAACGCGCACAUCGACGUGGGCAACAACACGCUGCUCAACACCCGCCUGCGCUACACCUGCAACCCAGGCUACAAGCGCAAAGCUGGUACCUCCAGCCUCAUCCAGUGCAUCCUCCGCGAAGGUUCCACUGAGCCCAACUGGACCCACACCACGCUGCAAUGCAUCCGGGACCCGGCUCUACCUCCGCAAACCCCCAGCCCCGAGCUCCCGACCGUGCCGCACACCGAGGGGACGACCCAGAAGGCAGGAACCACCGAUGCCAGCCCGACCUCCAACCCCUCUCCAGCAGCAACAUCUGGGAUGCCGGGAGCUGCUGGCCGGUCACCCACGCCACCAGCGACCGAUGGGCCGUCACUGGAGAAGUCCACGCUGCCAGAGAUGCCCCCACGGCUACAGACAUCCACACCGGGAGAGGGGAUGGCCCCAGGGUCAUCUCUGGGGACAACCCCGCUGCCCACCGCCCCCAUGGACCAUGCUGCAGUCUCCAUCCAGACCCUGGCCUCUUCCAUUGGGCUCCCGGUGCUGGUGGUCGCCGGUAUUGUGACCUGCUGCUGCUGGAGGAUAAAAACGCGCACGGGGCAGAGCUACAUGGUGCCGGUGACGGCCAUCCCCAUGGUGGCUCCCGCUGCUGAGAACGAUGAGAUGAUGCCGCCUGGCGUCUUCCCCACGGGCUGAGUACCCAC
Molecule: messenger RNA, 3528 nt
Organism: Haliaeetus leucocephalus (bald eagle)
Lineage: Eukaryota; Metazoa; Chordata; Aves; Accipitriformes; Accipitridae
Product: interleukin-15 receptor subunit alpha-like
Exons: 7
Coding region: 2567-3520 (317 amino acids)
Biological process (GO): interleukin-15-mediated signaling pathway
Cellular component (GO): plasma membrane
Molecular function (GO): interleukin-15 receptor activity
Source: RefSeq, a predicted model, not a curated record